CUUGCAGACACCGUUCCCGCGUGUCCUCUGUCGUCUCCUUGCAUUGCACGUACGGGCACACGUACAGCAUUUGUGCAUCACAUGGCUCGUUCUCGUCGCCGCACUGGCAGGACGCAGAAGACGCCCGAUACAUCAGGCGCUACAGAUGACGAUUCGCAAGUGCAAGCGAUGCUGGAUGGAGAUGAGAAUGGCGAACAAACACAGGAUGACAAGUGCCCUGCCUGCAAGGACGGAGAGCCGGACGAAGCUCAGGUGGGCGCGGACAAGGAACAAUGGGUUCGGUGUGAUGCGUGCAAGACUUGGUUCCAUUGGAGGUGUGCUGGUGAGGGUGACCUUGACGCGGUCGACAAAUGGUUCUGCAAACCGUGUCUCGACAAGGACUCUACACGCGUUAUCACCAUGAAGCCUCCGGCGCGCAAGUCUGCACGAAAGAAGCCGCAACGGGACUACGCGGGUCUGAACUCUGGGCAGGAGCUGGAUCCUAACAGGUGGUUGCGCAUGAUGGAAGGCAAACCCAUAAAGAAGGAUCCGUUUAGGAGGAUGAAGGGGAGCCAGGUCGGGAUUGAGUGGCUGGAGAAUGACGAGAGCGCCAUGAAGGAGCCAAUUGUCAUUGAGGAGGAUGAGGGGCUGGGCAUGAAGAUGCCUUCGGCAGACUUCACUGUCGACGACGUCGCGGACGCAUUAGGUCGUGAACACCCGGUAGAAGUCAUUGAUGUCGCAACCCAGUCAAAUGUGCCUCACUGGACCCUUGGCAAGUGGGCUGACUACUGGAACACGGAACCUGCAAAACGCGACAAGACUAGGAACGUCAUCUCGCUCGAGAUAUCUGGCAGCGGGUUGGCAGACCGGGUGUUGCCUCCACGGAUCGUCCGCGAGCUGGACUGGGUAGAGAGGUUCUGGCCUUCUACAAAGAGGGGUCGUGGGCAUGCCUACCCGAAGGUGCAGCUGUACUGUUUGAUGGGCGUUGGUGGCGCGUGGACGGAUUGGCACGUUGACUUUGCGGGGUCUUCGGUUUACUACCAUAUCCUUCAUGGCCAGAAGGUCUUCUACUUCAUCCGACCCACUCCUGCGAACCUCGCUGCUUACGAACGGUGGUCAGGAACGGAGAUUCAGAACCACUCGUGGUUGGGCGAUAUGUGCGAUGAAGUGUUCAAAGUGGAGCUGCAAGCCGGUAAUACCAUGAUCAUCCCUACCGGAUGGAUACACGCUGUGUACACUCCUAAGGACACUCUCGUCUUUGGAGGCAACUUCUUGCAUUCGUACAAUGUUCCCAUGCAACUCAAAAUACGAGAGAUCGAAAUCGCGACGCACGUCCCGAAGAAGUUCAGGUUUCCGUACUUCACCAAACUGUGUUGGUAUGCUGGGGAGAAGUACCUUCGCGACCUCAAAGGCAAGGAGGAGUUCCUCCCGCGCGUCUUAGAAGGUAUCGAAGCCCUCGCCGACUUCCUUGUGUCCGAGGCACGUACGAUGGAACAUGGGACGGAUUCGGCUAAACGACAGGCAAAAGAGGACAUCCCCGGAGACCGCAUCAAGGAUGCCCCUGCGUUAGCCAGGGAGCUCCGCUGGAGGGCACGGCAUGCUGCAGGCUAUUCGAGCGACGACGACAGCCGGGGUAGUCGCAAGAGCAAGGUCGCAUCAGUAAACGGCGAGACGAACGGGAUAGGCAGCAAGCGGAAACGCUCUGCGGUGGACAGCACGGAGGAUAGCGCUGACAUCUUCCGCAAUUUCAAGCGACGCGGUUGGGAUAGGGAAGUUGAGUCGCCGACGGAGAGAGACAGUAGGACCGUGAGGGCGCGGAAGCCUGUAUCGCAGGAGAAGUCUCAGGAAUGGACGCAGCUGUGGGUCGAGGGCCACGAAGAGGCUGAGGGAGCGGACGGCGCCGAUGAGGCACAUGUUGAGAGAAGGCGGGAUGUCAUCGUCAAGGUGCGACGGACCGCGAAGGGUGUCGAGCGACAGCGAGUGGAGAGGGUUCUGGAGGAGUGGGUAUGGGCUGGCGACACUUCAGGUGUUCCGCCGCCUGUCCACGCUUCGAAGACUGAGCCUGAGGAUGUCACCAUGACAGAGGGCGCGUCCUGCUCACCAAAACCGGAGCCCCCGACAAGCGGCGAGCAUGCAUCAAUGGGUGCUGCACCCGAUGCGCCGACGGCGGGCGCAGCUUCUUCUGCGAACGGCGGGACGCUGGAUGGAGACGGCAUGGCGCAGGUGGCUGUGGAGAACAGUUGAGGGUCCCAAUCUUGAAAACCACUCUAUCUGUGGCCAUCCUACUACUAUCAUUAUUGCAUGUGUAUUGACUGUGUACAUUCUCCGAACAAAUAUC
Molecule: messenger RNA, 2317 nt
Organism: Dichomitus squalens LYAD-421 SS1
Lineage: Eukaryota; Fungi; Basidiomycota; Agaricomycetes; Polyporales; Polyporaceae
Product: Clavaminate synthase-like protein
Exons: 8
Coding region: 82-2223 (713 amino acids)
Biological process (GO): regulation of transcription by RNA polymerase II; protein demethylation
Molecular function (GO): transcription coregulator activity; histone demethylase activity
Source: RefSeq, a predicted model, not a curated record